Molecule: messenger RNA, 2406 nt
Organism: Melanotaenia boesemani (Boeseman's rainbowfish)
Lineage: Eukaryota; Metazoa; Chordata; Actinopteri; Atheriniformes; Melanotaeniidae
Gene: hnrnpk
Product: heterogeneous nuclear ribonucleoprotein K
Exons: 17
Coding region: 281-1591 (436 amino acids)
Biological process (GO): regulation of mRNA splicing, via spliceosome; regulation of transcription by RNA polymerase II
Cellular component (GO): cytoplasm; nucleus
Molecular function (GO): mRNA binding
Source: RefSeq, a predicted model, not a curated record
UCAGCCAAUGAAUGCACAGUCAAUUGAGCCUACUGUUUCCACGUUCGGUAGAGAAGGAAGGGGACGAGAGAAGCAUUGCACUGCGGGUUGCCUGAGCUGUUUGGUCCUUUUCCUUUUAGAUCCGCCUAUCAACACGCCCUUGUCCCUGUAAUAAAUAACGGUGAGUCUCGGCAGACGACAACAGGUCAAAGGGGCUGCUUUUCUGCUUGUUUUUCCCUGUUCCUGCCACCUGUAUCCUGCAUCAAGGUGCUCACUACUUCUAUUUCUCUGUCAGAAGACCAUGGAUACAGAAAUUGACCAGCAAGAAGAGACUUCAUUCAGCAACACAGAAACUAAUGGUAAGCGCCCUGCUGAGGAUGCAGAUGAGCAAAAAUCAUUCAAACGCUCCAGGAACUCGGAUGAGAUGGUUGAGCUCCGCGUUCUCCUGCAGAGCAAAAAUGCAGGGGCUGUAAUUGGCAAAGGUGGAAAAAACAUCAAAGCCCUUCGUACAGAUUACAAUGCCAGUGUGUCAGUCCCAGACAGCAGUGGGCCUGAGCGAAUCCUGAGCAUCAGUGCAGACAUAGAGACUGUUGGAGAAAUCCUGCUCAAGAUUAUCCCAACAUUAGAAGAGUACCAGCAAUAUAAUGGUAUGGAUUUUGACUGUGAGCUGCGUCUGCUGAUUCACCAGAGCCUGGCUGGCUCAAUCAUCGGGGUGAAGGGAGCAAAGAUCAAGGAGCUCCGUGAGAACACAAAGACUAGCAUCAAGUUGUUUCAGGAGUGUUGUCCCCAAUCGACCGACCGUGUAGUGCUGGUUGGUGGUAAAACAGAGAGGGUGGUUGAGUGUAUCAAGACUAUGCUGGAGCUGAUCUCUGAAGCACCUAUAAAAGGCCGCACUCAGCCCUAUGACCCCAAUUUCUACGAUGAAACGUAUGAAUAUGGUGGUUUUACCAUGAUGUUUGAGGAGAGAGGUGGUGGCCGCAGACUCAUGGGAGGCUUUCCCAUGAGAGGAGGCAGAUCGAGUGGUGGUGACCGUGGUUAUGACCGAAUGCCCUCCAGCAGAGGGGGACGAGGACCACCUCCACCUUCCCGCCGUGACUAUGAUGAAAUGAGCCCCCGUCGAGGUCCUCCUCCACCCCACCCCAGUCGUGUUGGUAGGGGCAGUGGUCGUCCACGCAGCAUGCCUAUGGGUCACCCACACAGAGGCGGAGAUGAUCGUUACUAUGACUCGUACCGCGGCUCAGAUGAAAGGUCAAAUGACAGAAGAGGCAGACCAGAUCGCUAUAGCGAUAACAUGAGUGGCGGUGGAUAUGACAACAGUUCCUCCUGGGAUAGCUACCCAUCAGGUGGACGUGGCUCCUAUAAUGACAUGGGUGGCCCUGUUAUCACCACACAAGUGACGAUCCCUAAAGAUCUGGCAGGCUCAAUCAUUGGUAAGGGAGGCCAGAGGAUCAAACAGAUCCGCCAUGAGUCUGGGGCCUCUAUCAAGAUCGAUGAACCCCUGGAAGGUUCUGAAGACCGAAUCAUUACCAUUACUGGAACCCAGGAUCAGAUCCAAAACGCCCAGUACCUUCUACAGAACAGUGUGAAGCAGUACUCGGGUCAUUUGCUGUAGAGCCAGGAAGCGCAAAUCAAGGCAUACUCAGAUUGACCCCAUCCCCCAAUCCCUCCUCUCAACCUUUCUGCCCCUAUCUAAAACAUCCCUUUCAGACUAUUAUUCUGGAUUGUGGGUGUCUUUUUGAGUUUUAUUUUUGUAUUUUUUAAUUAAAUAAAUGUCCAACAUUCCUGUGCAUCAAAGAAAAUGUAGAAGAUCUGCAUUUUAAAGUGUAGACCAAUAGUUUAUCAGAUUUUUUUGCUUUUUUUUCUAACCGUAUAUCAAAAUAUCUGGGACUUCAACAGACAAAAAUAAACAUAACCUUUAUUUUUUUUUUUUUUUAGUGUUUUAUUUUUUCUUUUAAAUGACUAAAGGUGUGUUUGUGUCUGUGAAUCUGUCCUGUGUGCGCAUGUCAGUGUGUGUGGGUUGGUAUGCUUUGUCUUUUUUCACACACAGUUAUACUCUACUACCACUCUGUGCAACAUGCAGAAUGUAAGAUGAUUUUGUUUUUUUGUUUUUUUUGUUUUUUAAGUGCUCUGGGGAAAUUCACUCUAUAGACUGGAUAUUACAAUGUUUAAGUUGGGAGUUGUGUAUGCACCAGAUGGAAGAUAAUCUAAUAAAAGGAUGAUUUUGUGUAAUAAACCCAAAUUGUUUGAGUAACUUCACAAAUGCAAACACUGAAGUUGGAAAUUUGUUAAGGCAGUUUAUUGGAGAUUUGUCAAAUGAUAUACUUUUUCUAUUUUGUCCUUGCAAUUCCAUGUGCUCUACACGUUGCUCCCCACGCUGUGGACUUUUGUCAACUUGUAAGACAAAUAAAGAUGCCACUUUUUACCGAA